Molecule: messenger RNA, 2127 nt
Organism: Ricinus communis (castor bean)
Lineage: Eukaryota; Viridiplantae; Streptophyta; Magnoliopsida; Malpighiales; Euphorbiaceae
Product: GABA transporter 1
Exons: 7
Coding region: 23-1366 (447 amino acids)
Cellular component (GO): plasma membrane
Source: RefSeq, a predicted model, not a curated record
AACAGUGGCAGAGAAUGGAGAAAUGGAUGCUAAGGCUCAUGGGCAAGAAGAUUUCAAUGAUCAGAACAAUCUUGAUGCUGGUGCUCGUUUUGUUCUCAAAUCCAAAGGAACAUGGCUCCAUUGUGGAUACCAUUUGACAACUUCAAUUGUGGCGCCACCUCUUCUCAGUCUGCCUUAUGCAUUCAGAUUUCUUGGAUGGGGCGGCGGGAUUUCAUGUCUGAUAAUUGGAGCUCUCGCCACUUUCUAUUCAUACAAUUUGCUAUCUCUUGUUCUUGAACACCAUGCACAGUUGGGUCUUCGCCAACUUCGUUUCAGAGACAUGGCUAAUCACAUUUUAGGACCAAGAAUGGGCAGGUAUUUUGUCGGUCCAAUUCAGUUCCUGGUAUGUUAUGGUAGUGUUAUUGCUUCCACACUUCUUGGAGGGCAAUGCAUGAAGGCAAUUUACUUGCUGUCAAAUCCAAAUGGGGCCAUGAAGCUUUAUGAGUUUGUGAUCAUCUUUGGCGGGUUAAUGUUGAUAUUAGCUCAAGUCCCUUCUUUUCACUCUCUAAGGCAUAUUAACUUGAUAGCCUUGAUUCUAUGCCUUGCUUAUAGUGCCUGUGCCACUGCUGCUUCCAACCAUAUUGGAAAUUUAUCCAACGAACCAAAGGUUUAUUCUCUGAAUGGAGACCUACAGGACCGGGUAUUUGGAGUCUUUAAUGCCAUUGCUAUCAUUGCUACAACUUAUGGCAAUGGAAUCAUACCAGAAAUUCAGGCAACUAUAGCAGCACCUGUAAAGGGAAAGAUGUUCAAGGGACUGUGUGUGUGUUAUACGGUAGUUGCAGUAACAUUUUUUGCUGUUGCCAUUUCUGGCUACUGGGCGUUUGGUAACCGAGCUGAAGGACUAAUCCUUAGCAACUUUGUUAGUAAUGGAAAGGCAUUGGUGCCUAAAUGGUUUGUUUUGAUGACCAAUAUUUUCACUAUUCUCCAACUAUCAGCAGUUGCUGUGGUUUACUUGCAACCAACAAAUGAAGUGCUUGAACAAACAUUUGCAGACCCUAAAAGUGAGGAGUUUUCUGCUCGUAACGUUGUCCCAAGAAUUAUUUCAAGGUCACUGUCAGUCGUCAUAUCAACUACAAUAGCAGCAAUGCUUCCGUUCUUCGGAGACGUCAAUUCAUUAAUUGGAGCCUUUGGUUUCAUGCCUCUGGACUUUAUCUUGCCUGUGGUAUUUUACAACCUCACGUUUAAGCCGUCGAAAAGGAGCCUGGUUUUCUGGUUGAAUAUAACCAUUGCAACUGUUUUCUCAGCAUUGGGUGUAAUAUCAGCAAUUGCAGCCGUCAGACAAAUAAGUCUUGACGCGAACACUUAUCGGCUAUUCGCUAAUGUCUGAUGCCAUUUAGCAGCGCCAGUUGAGCUUUUUCCUUGGAAACCAGAACGGAUUUAGUAAUUAGUGAUACUUGUUCUAAAGGAAAUAUGAUCCAUAGUCUUAGGUUCUUGUCUUACUUAUAUACUAAGGGUUCUUUUGUACCAUAUUACAUUUCAUAACUAUUUUGUCCUAAUGUAUGAAAAUUGAGGGAAGCUCUACACAAAAAAUUACAUUUCACAAUUACUUUCUCUUUUCUGAUUUUAUUGUUCUUGUUCUAUUUCUUGCUUGAUUAUCAAAAUCUACGUAGAAACUAAAAUCGCACGUUGCAAAUAAGUAACUAAAAUAAAUGGCAUAAAUAUGUGAUGAGCCAAUUAAUAAAAUUCAAAUUCUUUCGUUAUCGUUUUUAUAUUUUUUAUUUUUUAUUUUUUAAUUGGUUUUCUAAGAUAUUAAAUAAAACGUAUGUUAUUGAUUUUCCUUUUCAAAUUCUUUUCAACACGGUUUAAUAACCAAAAGAUUUAGUGUUUUAAAAAUUACAAAUUGGGGUUUCAAAAAAUUUAUUUUUAUUUCUUAACCGCGGCAAUUCCGCUCUACAAUUUAUAUCUCUAUAUAAUUGCAAAAGUGUUCCAUCCUUUUAUAUUUUUGUGGUAAAAUUUCUAUCUUGUGCUAAAAAUUUUGCCUAACUUUGAUGUAUGUUUUAUACAUAUACCAAAUCUAUAAAUGAUAGACACAUAUUCCUUAAUUUUAAAUGAUGGAAUAUGUAUCAAUCAUCUAAUACCAAAAUGUAA